Messenger RNA from Amoebophrya sp. A25, 486 nucleotides. The record is from the annotation of a GenBank genome assembly. Lineage: Eukaryota; Dinophyceae; Syndiniales; Amoebophryaceae.
AUGGGAGGAGUCGGUAGUAGCUCUAGCUCCUUACAUCGCCGUGCUAGUCUCAAAGACCUUCAGGAGGCACUUCGGACUUCCUCUACCUCAUCUGUAACAGGCAAAGAGAACAAGGCAACGUCAAAAAUGAUUCUAGGGAACACUAGUUCAUCGUCUACGUCCUCGAGCAAAAAAACGCGGGCACCUCUAACUGCAAGUGGAGGGACGAAUAGUAAGAUAAGCGGUACAACUACUAUAGUUAAGGCUCAACUUUCAAUGGUCUGUCUCUGUGGGGUUGGUCACUGAGAUCGAAGAAGCGACCUUCCCUUGAGAGUAGAACAGGGGAAAUUAUAAACGAAGGGCAAGGGGAGAGCUUUGAAGGGAGUCUCUUCCGUUCAGCAUCAGUGACCAUUGAAUGCUGCGCUUUAAUAUAGGCAGCACAACAGAGAGCAAAACUACACCUACAGGGAGUAAAAUGAGUGUGAAUAAUGCUGCUUCCAAAUCAAG